Molecule: messenger RNA, 2407 nt
Organism: Xenopus tropicalis (tropical clawed frog)
Lineage: Eukaryota; Metazoa; Chordata; Amphibia; Anura; Pipidae
Gene: ubqln4
Product: ubiquilin 4
Cellular component (GO): perinuclear region of cytoplasm; endoplasmic reticulum; chromosome
Source: RefSeq, marked validated
CUCGGGGUGGGCGGGUGCAGAGAAGAUGGCGGAGAGCGGCGCUGAUGGUGCGGCCUCCGGUACUACCGGGCCGGCUCCGGGAAAAGGACUUAUUCGUGUCACCGUCAAAACGCCCAAGGACAAGGAAGAGAUUGUUAUUGGGGAAACGGCGUGCGUGCUGGAGUUCAAGGAAGAGAUCUCCAGGCGGUUCAAAGCGAAACGGGAUCAGCUGGUUCUGAUCUUCGCCGGGAAGAUCCUGAAAGACGGAGACACACUGAACCAGCACGGCAUCAAAGAUGGCCUCACCGUACAUUUAGUCAUCAAGACAGCGCAGAAAUCCCAGGAUCCAUCCGUGGCUUCCUCUGCCCCUGUCGCUGCCUCUUCCAACUCCCCCUCACAGGCAGGGAACACUACCUCCCAGGCACCCCCUACUGGCAGCAGCCCCUCUGAGGGGAGCGGAGGAACCAACAGGGCGAGUAGUUCCAGCACUGCUGCAAAUGGAACCCCAGCUGCCCCCAACCUCCUGUCUGGAUUUGGAGGUUUGGCCGGCCUGGGCAAUCUGGGCAUGGGCUCCGCCAACUUCAUGGAGCUGCAGCAGCAGAUGCAGCGACAACUCAUGUCCAACCCUGAGAUGCUGUCCCAGAUUAUGGAGAACCCCCUGGUGCAAAACAUGAUGUCUAACCCCGACCUUAUGAGGCAGAUGAUCAUGGCCAACCCACAGAUGCAGCAGCUCAUGGAGAGGAACCCGGAGAUCAGCCACAUGUUGAACAACCCAGAGCUGAUGAGGCAGACUAUGGAGUUGGCCCGAAACCCUGCUAUGAUGCAGGAGAUGAUGAGGAACCAGGACCGAGCCCUCAGCAACCUAGAAAGCAUCCCUGGUGGAUACAACGCUUUGCGCCGAAUGUACACAGACAUCCAGGAACCAAUGUUCAGCGCAGCUAGAGAACAGUUUGGCAAUAACCCCUUUUCUGCGUUGGCUGGGGGGUCAGAGGGCUCCGCCUCACAGCCAUUGCGCACAGAGAACAGGGAGCCCCUCCCCAAUCCCUGGAACCCCGCCUCGCCCUCUUCCCAAAACCAGACGCCCAGCAGCGACAGCAACACCGGCUCCACCACCACCACCACCAGCCAGAGCACCCCGACCGUGUCAAAUCCCCUUGGCGUCAACGCUGCCAGUCUGGGAACAGGCAUGUACAAUAGCCCAGAAAUGCAAGGCCUGUUGCAGCAGAUCACCGAAAACCCCCAGUUAAUACAGAGCAUGAUUUCUGCCCCCUACAUGCGGAGUAUGAUGCAAGCCCUGGCACAGAACCCCGAAUUUACUGCCCAGAUGAUGGGGAACAUUCCACUCUUCUCUGGAAACCCGCAGCUACAGGAACAGCUCCGACACCAGCUGCCAGUCUUCCUGCAGCAGAUGCAGAACCCAGAAUCUAUCUCAGUAAUGAGCAACCCCAGGGCGAUGCAGGCGCUGCUCCAGAUCCAACAGGGACUUCAGACUCUGCAGACGGAGGCCCCAGGCCUGCUAUCCAACCUUGGUUCCGUUGGCAUUCCUGGGGUGCCACCCACGUCUGGCGGAAGCACACCCCCUGAUAACCCCGCCUCCUCCACGCCAUCAAGUGCCUCUCCAUCAGGGGGCAGCAGCAAUCCCCAGCAACAGAUGAUGCAGCAGAUGAUCCAGCUAUUGGCCGGGGGUAAUUCUCAGGUGCAGAACCCCGAGGUCCGUUUCCAGUCUCAGCUGGACCAGCUAAAUGCCAUGGGGUUUAUCAACCGGGAAGCGAAUCUGCAAGCCCUCAUAGCCACCGGCGGCGACAUCAACGCAGCCAUCGAGAGACUGUUGGGCUCCCAGCCCUCCUAAGGAGAGAGCGAGAGCGAGAGCUUUGGCCCAAAUCUACAGGAACACAUUCUCCCUGACUCACCAUCCAGGUUGCCGAACGUGCCCCAUCAGCGAGCAUCAUGGGACGUGGCGCAUUGCUGCUUUAUUGGACUGCUCCUUUUGGAUUCCAGACGACAUGAGGAUGCUCUGCGGUGUGGGCAGUACCUGUAACAUCUCCCCCCCCCCCCCUUCAUCCUGAGGGCCAAUGCCAGCCAAUAGGAUAUGUCCCUCUAUUACAGGUCACCCCCCAGCGCCGCUUACCUUCCUGAUGGCAACAUGCUGUUAAUAAACAACCCAUAAACCAAGCCGACUACAUAGCAACAUUUGCUCGUAUCUGCCCUGUAAUAACUAUUUAACUCACUAAUCCCCGGAUCAAUUCACUCAGCUCAAAUGGUGGUCUCAGUUAUGUAGGAUUUUUUUUCUCCCCUCUUUAAUUUUUUUUUCCUUUUUUUUUUUUUUUGCCUUUAAUCCCCCCCCACCCCCCCGUUGGCCUAAUGAAUUGGAGCUGUAUUUUCAUUAGAUUGAUUUUUAACAAUAAAUCAACGAGUUUUAUUUUUCCCC